Molecule: messenger RNA, 6629 nt
Organism: Spirometra erinaceieuropaei
Lineage: Eukaryota; Metazoa; Platyhelminthes; Cestoda; Diphyllobothriidea; Diphyllobothriidae
Source: the annotation of a GenBank genome assembly
AUGUACUUCAGCGUAUGGACUGGAAAAGUGACUGCCCCGGCGUCUGGAGUUUCUGACCGCCGAGUCAGACACUGCGGUCUCUUCGUCAGCACAAUUAUUGAGGAACUUAAAGGGGCAAGUCUCCUUUCAAAUGAGGUCAAGGUACCUUUUGAUGUUAUGUCCCUUUGUUCUUCUGUUCCCCUGGAUCUGCGGACCGGGAUGAUUAAACCGCUACUGGAAAGUGAAUACGAUGGAAAGAAAAAUCGACUUGAACACGCCCAAGUCCCUCUGCUCCUGAAGUCCUGUCUCAAGGCGUACUACACGUUUGACGAGACACCCUAUAUAGAGGCGAAACAGACACCUGCGGUUACGGACAAAGCAACUACGUCGGAGAAAUCGCAAGACUGCUCCGAAUGCGAAUGGCCGAACGAGCAGCAGCAGUUUGGAGGAAUGACGCCAGCUCUUAGGUUAUGGCUCAUUCUACGAGAUCCAGCAACACGUUCUAAUUUGACGAGGCCGAAAUUCUCGUCAAUGAUGUGAUUUCGCCUAGGAGGAGUAAUUGGUCAGGCAGGCAGCGCCCAGAUGAACACUGUUCCCAACGUCAGGGUUGGAGGAGCAGAUGGUCGAGCAAUCAUCACACUAAAAUUCAACACACGUGAUGCAAUUGUAACCAUUAACAGCUCGAGCUUCGAUCACCAAACAGUCAUCACAUCAAGUGCAACAAUCCUUGAUGAAGGGGAGAGGGAGCGUGAACUGACAUAGGUAUGCGGUACCAUGGCGACGACAUCUUGUAAAUACUGCAGUCCUUUCGGGAUGAACUACCUGUGUGUGUUAUUGUCUCUGCUGAUGGGUUAGUGUAAGAAUCCGAAGCAUCGGACAAAUAAAACUCUUUUUCCAGAUGUCAUGUCUCUUUCUUUAGGGUUAAUUUGGUUUUAAUUUGUUUUAGUGAUCGCUACCCUAAGUUAAUAUAAAUGUUAUUGGCUGCUGAUAACAUGCCUUUGACCAUUCAAUUUCAUUGUCUGCGAUUAGGUAUAAACGGUCUUUUUUGGUUAAAAGUAGGCUUCGGAUAUAACUGUUGACUAUAUCGACAUGUUUUUUUAAGCUUACAGAGCAAUUUCUGAAGACAGGCCCGUCGCAGCCUGCAAGACCAUGACUUGAGAGUUUGCAAAUGUAUAUUUUGUCUGAAAAAAGUCUGCUGUUAGUGCUUUUUUAAUCCUGAGUACUUAUCCCAAACUGUGUUUGAGUCAUCUACUGCUUAUUUUUUCGAACUCAACACUAGAAGUAGAAGGAGUGCCUAUAGAAAGCCCCCUAUUAGCCAAAGUCGUCAUUAAUUUCGUAGCUUUCUUUAACCGAAGCUGAACAGAUCGAAAGUCUAUAUCAUCUGUACCCCCUAUGCCAUGGGGAAACGAGUUCUUAUCAAAAACCAAUUAAAACACGAAGCUGAACUAUCCACCCCACGAUCGUCAUAUCAUGCUUUCAGCCGCUCGAGUAUACAUGAUUGGCAGAUACAUGGAAAUUCAACUGACCGUAUGCCUCAUUUUUCGUAUAGUGCAAUAGGUACACGGGAUGCUUUAUUUCCGCAUGUAGAAUCCGCAAGUCUUUUUCUGAUUUGGAGGGUAUAAAACACGUUUUAGUAUUUAACGUCUUUAACGAGUGACCUGAUUUGAGUACUGGUAACCACUUUCGUUCGUUAAAACGUCCUGAGAGAUACCAUCUUCAUCAAUAAGACUGAAAGAAAUAGACUCUGGUGCAACUUUCUUACGUACCUCGAGUUCUCCGGACUGCGAGGAAAGGUAGGCAGUGUGUUACCAGAAAAAAACAAGCUAGUAUCACAUGCGAUUCCAUUUCAAAAUUAUGCAGCCCCGAGUUUUGUUUUCAGAGCAAACAAUUGGUUCCAGAGGCGUUAUUGAAAUUUUUCAGACUGCCAUUUUGCAUAAAGUCCUAUUCCAAUCAACUUAAUAACCAAAUAAAACUUGUGUCAUUGUGAUAUAAAUUCUAUCUGAUUUUGAGUUCUGCCGUUUCAGGUGGUCCUGGCAAAUUAUGGACAGCCGUCGAGGGUUGAGGGAAAGUGGACAGACACAGCUGCUUGCGUUCGAAGUCCCCUGAGAAUUAGGUUAAGCAUGGGAAAAUUUUCAAGCAGGCCUCUAUAACCACCAAAGUCCAUUAAAUUAUGUCUUCAGGCAUUAUGAUUACCAAAUCACCUCUACACUGCUAAUGCGAUAAUUUUUUUGGCUUCCAUCACAAUGCAAGCGUGAAAUGAAUAUUUCCGGCAAACGCAGACCAGAUAUAUCUUCAGCUAUUUUCUGUUUCGUAGCAUGACGGAACAAAGUGAGGACAGUGAAUGCCCUUUAUUUUUCUGUGUAAUCUUGAAGCUGUCGCUUUGGACUAUAACUUCUGAGGCAGACUAACUUGGUAACCUAACAAUUAGCAAAUCGUUUGGCAAUUUUUGCAGCUUCAAACACGCAAAAUUCAUACAAACCACUUGUUGAUUUUUAAGCACUGAUUUUACGUCAGCAAAAGUGAUCGUUUUUGGAUUUUGGUUACUUAGCAGAGGAGACUUCAAAAGACAUGUCUCUCCAGAUGCCCGAAAUAUUUCCCUAAAAUUUCGCCUUCGGUGGCCGUUAUCAGCAGUCUACUUAUAAUUCCGAGAAAAAAAUAAAGUACCGGUUUUGGCAUUUUAAAUACUGGGUAGGCACUUUGUCCUUUAACAGGUUUCGCCGAAGCUAUAAAUUUUUGUGCCAUUUCUGUAUCUAAAAAGGCAACGUAUAGAAUCUUGACUUUAAUUGGGAAAUCUUCCAACCGUGAUAUCGACAAGACGCAGUCUAAGGUCAUAAAUAUAGCGGGUGCCAGCGGUGUUAUCUGUUGGUGGAGAAAGAUAAAAUCCGCAAAUUCUGAGUCUCGGAGUGAAAAAUAACCUAAAAAAUUUGAAGCAGUAUUUCACUGAGGAAUUCUAAAAGAGACAAAGGUUCUGAGAGAAAGGCCAUAAUAAUCCUACGUCUCAAAAAAUCUCCGUCAGUUGCACAGUCGUUAAUGUCCGUUAAUUUUAAGCACAAGAUAGCGUGGAACUAAGGCAAGCAUGUUAAAAUCUUAAAACAAGGCAAAGAUCGUAGGCAGCUGAAUAUGAGUUGAUGAUAGCAUUUAAUUCUGUAUAAGUCGCAAAUGGUGCCUUAACUUAGGCAAAGUUAUACUAAGAAAAAAAUAUUCGGCUUCAGCUCAGGGCGUACAUAUGGUUUAUGUUAUAUUUUUCGAAGUCCAAAAAACUCAGAAAUCGGACAAUCAUUAUUUUCAGAGAUUUGCUUCCUUCAACGAGAGCGGCCGUUCUUGCUGCCUUUUGGGCUUCAGUAGAAAAAAAUGAAAGCUUUAUUCACAGUAAUUAAAACUUUUAUAAUUUUUUAAGUGCCAUUUCAUCCCUAUUAUCUUUUUCUUUCGGAAAUUAACGUCAGACUCAAAGGCCUGGCCGGUCCUUUCGAGGCCUCCGUUUCUUAUUAAGUACCACCUAUCUUUCAGUCCUUAGAGGACUGUGAUUUGACGGCCCCGAACACUGCUUAAUAUGAUUAAAUUAAAAGUAACGUGAAAGUCUGGCUCGUCAACCCGGCAUCUGUGCCCAAAGAGCAAUUUCCAAACGCAACCCACACGCUAGUGCAUCCGUUUUUUGAUGAAAAAACACUGGACUUAAAGCUCAAUGACUAAGGAGCACGACUUUAAGUCCGGAAUUGUCCAGGACGAAAGCUGAGAUGUGAGUGUCUAGCGAUAGCAACUAUGCCAAAAAUGCCCGUGCUACUACCUUAUCAUUUUGCUGGUAUUUUGGUGAGUAAUAACUAAUCAUACAGGGUAUAUCCGAUCUCAUGAAAUGUUUUCCAAAAUUGUGGAAUGCGUUUCCGAUUUGGAAGGAUUACUUAGGUGGAGUUGUAACACUGAUUAGCAUGCAGCAUAAUCUUAUAGCAUUUCUGAUCCAUCAGAAUGUCGGCUUGUGAAUGCACUUUUUCUUGACCUACAGAAACCACACUCAGUAAAAAUGGCAUUCAUUUUUCACAACGAUUUUCGGUGGUCUUAUAAAUUCAGAUGCAUUUUAUAGAAAACAUGCACAAAAUAUGCUUUUUUCAAUUCUUUUGGUAGAAGAUCACAUUAUUUUCAUAUUUUAUACCCUAAGAAAGUGUAUCUUUAGGUUUUAACAAAGCUUCCCAAUUCCCGAAUAAUUUUGAGCCUGAUCUGCCAUUGUUUAGCGAUUUCAGUCUGCAAGGUGUAUGCUUCCCGUUUAAGGAAAAUCAUAUAUUCCUCUAUGCUUUUUAGAAGAUGCUACAUAGAGUUCAAAAAAUUUUGCGAUGGGUCCGGACUGUGUUGUACAUUUUAUGAGCAGCAUUGCUAAACGGACAUGUGCGAAGUCGUAUGAUUGGGCAUCGCACGGCCAUAAUUAGAAACUUUUAAAAACCUCGCCUUUUCAAUACCUGCGCCUGAUUGUCAGACAGAAGGAACUUAUGUGAUUAUUUGCCGUACUAACGACAAAAAUAUUAGCUAAGAGCCAAGACACGCAUGUUUUGCCGAUCUUGUGCCGCUGCCUAGCGCAGCUGCGAGGGGUUCGGCUCAUCAGUGGGUCUCCCAGCUUUCCCCGUGCGUUUUCUGGUGUAUGAGCUUCAAGAACUUACCUGAAAAACAUGACGAAACAGGGGAAAAUGACUUUCUUGAGUAAUUUUUGCCCCGGAACGUACUGCUCUCCCGUCGGCAACACUGUUAAGUAAUUAAUCCGCAAUAUGUGGUUUUGUAGCCUCAUUUGAUGGACACAAUACUGUUGAGGUUGGGGUUGGGGUUAGGGGUUAUGGUUAGGGGUUAGGGCAACUAUUCCUCAACCACUCAAGGUACAACCGCACAUCCCCAAUGGCUGUUCUUUUGCAUACAACUGCCUGAUCUCAUCGUCUGUGCGUCUCCCGGCUCCACCUGUAAAAACCCCUCUUACCACCCGUAACGUAUUGCAGAAGACUAGGGUUUGUUUACUUCAGGUGCGGCUUUAUAACCACAUCUGACCCAGUACUCUUCCUGAAAAAAUUCGGAAACGAGAGUCCAGAUAAGCCAAUCUCAUUUUAUUAGUUGAGGAAUGCUCGACACCCGCUCAUGUGAAAAAUCAUCACAUUGCAAAAGCGUUCAUUGUUUUUUCCUCUGCGAGUGGUAUCAUUUCCACGGCUAUCGAUCUGGUCGCUAUGUAAUCGCCUGCGCGGGCUCUAGAUGGAGUCGCAAGGCAAAGCGAAGCGAUCGCAUGCGUAUGCCGAUCAAUGGGCGUCCCUCCACGAUAUAUAUAGGUAGGAGAAUCGACAAAGUCAGGGGAGACUGGAAUGAUCGUUUAUAAUUUAAUAUUCACUUUAGCCAACCAUACUAAGGAUUAUAGUCCAGGUUCAGGGCGUUUACCAAUCUAACGCCCUGCCAUUGAGCCGCGGGCCCUAUUCCCUGUCGGUUGUGGUCGGGCACAACCACUUUGGUGGAUAGAGGCAAGUGGUUUAAUGUUCAGUGUUCAAAGGGUCCGACUUCGAAUCCCAGGCUAUGCAAACCUAGGGCUUUUAUGAUUGGCCGACGGCGGUUAACAAGUCGCAACUUGCUAUCCUAGUCCCUCUUUGUUUAUACAGUUAGUUGUCAUUAAAUGCCAUUCUGCGAGGACUGUAGACUGGGCCGCAAGGCACAGCUGCACGAGUAUGCGCGUUAACUGACCGGUGAACGCCCUUCACAUGAUAUAGAAAAUCGAAAAGAAACUCACUUCCCUUGUUAUAUCAACUUCCAUGAGACAGAACGAUAUUCGCGAUCAAUAAAUUUUCUGAUCCAAUUUUUUUGCUAGUGUUCUUUUUUAAACUUAUGCCUGAAGAAGUUUUGACGACGAUAACUGUCUUCUGGAAGAAGAUUUUUCUACGAACUAAACCUUCAGUAGAAGCUUCCUUUUUAAUGGUUGAUUUGAGGGUUCAGCUGAAUUAUGGAAAAGCAGAUAUCCCAUUUUUCUCAUAAUCGAGAGCAGACAUGAAAAUAGAGAAGUUUACUUGACUCUUUAGCGAGGAUUUAGCGGGGUUUGGAUACAGAACAACCUGAAACCAACACUGCAGUGCCACAAGGCUGCAAAAAACGCCAUGGGAGUGUUGCAUGCAAUAAGAAGGGCUUUCGUAAAUUUUGACCAAGACCUUUUUGGGAGAGUUUACGGCACAUUUGUUCGGCCCCACUUAGAAUAUGGCAUACAAGCAUGGCGGCCAUGGCUGGUAAAGGACCAAGAAUGCCCCGAACGGGUACAACGGCGUGCAACAAAGCUGGUAAACGGUCUAAAAAGCCAUUCCUACACAGACAGACUGAAUUGCCUUAAUUUAUUCCCUCUGUGUUACAGGCAGCAAAGAGGUGAUCUUAUCCUCGUCUACAAGAUAAUACAUGGCCUUGAGUAUGGACUUAAAUUUGAGGACAUGUUUCAGUGGCACCUUUCACCCAAUCUUCGUGGUCACCCGAUGAAGUUACGGACAACAAUGUCCAGGCUGAAUCUCCGUUCUGAAUUUUUCACGCAGAGGGUAGUGGAGAAAUGGAACGAUCUCCCUCAGUCAGUCGUGGAGGCUACAUCCCUGCAACUCUUCAAGAAACGCUUGGAUGAUUAUUUGUGUCCCCUGUUUUCCCUCGACGGUCUGAAUCUGAACUAA